Messenger RNA from Amoebophrya sp. A120, 3603 nucleotides. NCBI's taxonomy places the organism in Eukaryota, Dinophyceae, Syndiniales, Amoebophryaceae. The record is from the annotation of a GenBank genome assembly.
GUCAGCGUCGCAGAUGAACCAGGCUCUAUUGCGGAAAUGCCGCAGAUUGCGGCUUCCGACCAUCGGGCAGAUUCACAAGAUGGAGAUGCCAGAGCUCCGGGCGGCGCUGCUUCGCAAGACGAAAACGAGCGAGCAGAUCCUCCACGCCAAGGAGAUGCCGGACGAAAUUUGGCAAGCGUACCUGUACCGCUGCAGUCUGUUGAAGGAAGAUUUCGAGCCGGGGGACAUUGCCAGUCUCUGCCACUUGCUCGGGAAGGUACGGCCCAAGUUUUUGCAGAAGCGGGUGCAAACGGGAACCAUGCGAAAAUCCCUGCUAGAACUGGCAUGCGACCAGGGAACAGGUGGGGCAGAACCGAGCACAAUGGGGGGCGACAGGUGCGCAGACUCUUCAAAUAAUGACACGACUACGAGUAAUCAUGUGCUCGACUAUCUACAUGAACAAAUUUCGUCCACCAACGAGACUUGUGCCAACAAGGAUAGUAGCCGCAGUGCCUUUAGUAUUGCUGCAAGCUCAACUUCUACGAACCCAACACGGGCCGAGGACUUUGUCUUCUACAUGGUUUCCGGUAGCAAACUCCACACCUUCCGCAUUUCGGACGUGGCCAUUCUGCUCAACGCGGUCACAAAAUUACUGCCGAUGGAGCUACAUGUCGUGUCACAGGUUUUACGACUUUCGACAGAUGAAGCAGAUCAAGAACGUCGUCACGAUUCAUCUGUUGAAAAUCAUCCUUCAACUACCAUGUGCGUUUCACAACUUUCCUUUUGGACGCAAAAAUUGAUCGAGACCACCAUCCUGCGACGAUGCAAUACCAAGACUCACGCGAAGGAUUUGGCACUGCUCUGCAGCGUUUUGGUAAGGCAGCAACAACGGCAUGUAGCUGGUAAUUCGAGCGCUUCUGCAGCAGACGUCGGGAAAAAUGUCACCACAUCGUCCGUUAAGCGCACGACAGCGAGGCAGAUUUGCACACCUGCGCUGCUGGACUUGUGUUUCGAGCGGGUUGCUAGCUGCCUGGCAGGGGAGCGGAUCGAGACGCUGAAUGAUCCGCAAACCGUCUCCAUGCUCCUGCACAGCUUCUGUGUGUACCAGAAUUUGGCCGCGACUACGGCGAGCGGUCAGUUCUCUACACGGAACGGUGAGAAAAUGAACGUAAGGCGUGAGGACAUCGAGGAAGAGGGGCAAGAUCUAGCACAGACGCUAAGUCAAGAGCCACACCACGACGAAGUAGAUCAUGUGCCCCACAAAACGAUAGUGCAAGCCUUGUGGCGCCAGUGUGAGAAGAAUCUGUCGAAGUUUCGCGGCUCGGAUUUGGUUCUGCUGCUUUGCACAAGGAACUUCGGAAGACCUGUAGCCACACAGCACGUUGUAACAGUAGAAGCGAACAGCGCGGCGUCUCGUCUUAAUCCUGAAGCGACCAAUAGCAUGUCUUCAUCUUCAAGAGCAAAGAGGUCUUCUACAGCGAGCGCAUCUUCCACCACUCUCUCCCUGCUGGAAACGGCAGAGGGUAUGCAGAGGUUCGAACGGCACCUGGUAACCCGUCUUUUCGAGCUCGCCCCGCCGGAUAUGGUGAGGAUCGGCAUUUCAGAGAAAAACCUUCCCUUCUCCGCGAGGUUCUGGCGACGCUUCUGGUACGAGCUGCAGUACCGCGCGCGGGAAUUCCGCGCCCUAAAUUGCGUCCGGUUGGUUGAGCACUUACUUUCGGAGUCUUCAGAGCAAGAUGAACAUCAAAAUUGGGACACACGAGAAAAGCACACGAACAUCAGCGUCAGAAGCGACGAAAUUGUCAACACGCUUCUUUGGCAGUUGUUGGCGCAAGUUGUGAAGCUCCGCAGCAUUGGUCCAGCACCUGAAGUAAAGUCAACAUCAAAUCACGACUACACAAAGGUCGGAGGCGGAACUUCUACCGGCAGCGCCGACGAUCCUUCUCUCGCAGGAGCGUCGGCCAUUAGCCCAACUUCCAGCAGUCAAGACGACGAUCUCGUGUGGUGGUGGCAUUUGGCUAGUCUACUAGCACAGCGACGGCAGGAGCACGCGACACGUGGUCGUGCUUCCGUACACACAAGAACUUCUCCGUCAACACCGGGACAAAUUGAGACUAACAGCGGAACAUCAGGGGUAAAGUUCUUCCGCCUCAUGAAGACCGCACUGCAAGCGAAAGCGAGAACUGUGCUUUUGCGCUUGCUGAGCUGCAACGAGCAGCGGGAGGAGGAACUGCGGAGAUACUUCGACUUUGUCGUCGAUCUCGGUUUGCACCCUUUCUCACGCACCGAUCUGGAGGAUAUCGUGCUUGGAUGUGUGCCUGAUUUUGAAAGGGAUGCGGACGCUUCUGAUCGCGACGACUUAAAAGAUGCAGCAGACAAAGACGGAGUGCCACCAGCACCAGACGAGAUGAAAGAAAAACACGCAGGGCAAGAACUAUUGCAGGAAGUUUUUGACGCGGAAGAUGAAUUACCUGCCUCUUCGUCGCCCGUCACUGCACAAUUGCGGACCCGCGUAUCCGGUUGGGGUGCAGAAACGAGAAGAAAAUUUGCGUUUCUCCUCGCGCAGUGCCGGGUAUCGAGGGCGUUUUUCGAGCAGUUCAGAGCUUCGCUGUAUCACCAUCCCGAGGAAGAUCGGAGUCGAGGUAGCAGCUUCAGCAGCUUCGGCUCCACACUCGACGCAUCAUCGUCGCUCCAUCAUGAAGACCAUUUUCAAUCAAGUGACCAUACACGACCAGCGGAUUUCGAGAAGUCCAAGUGCCACAAUCGUGGGGAUUCAGAGAAUUAUUCUCUGUUGCAGGAUGAAAGCGAGGAAAUUGUUGACCUGUUGCAUCCAGAACAAAAACCCGGGGGUUCAUCUCCAUCUUACUCUGCAUUGCAAGGACCGCCGUCUCCCUUGACCAGUGAAAUCAUGCGGCAAAUAUCAUCAACUCUGCGGUGCAACACCACCUACCUGCCCACAGUUGGCGCUGUUGCCGUGAACAUUCUGGAGUUGCAAAAGCGGAUAAGGAGAGGUGUUGACAGGAGCACGUCGGUGACGAAUGAUCGUGCAGAAGCGUCACCGGAAGCCUCGGACACUACACCAGAACCGCAAGACGGGCAACAUUUCCUGGUGUUCUGUGUCAGCGAACGAGAGAAGCUGCCGCCGUGUUCGGUGCCUCAGCCUGUGUGGGCCACACCUGGACUGUCCGGAGCAGCUGAACAAGGUGGUGUUGGAAGAAAUCCUGCCCAGACAACGCCAGAGGCGCACGACGUCGACGCGUCGCUCUACUCUCUCAACGGCAAGCGGCUCGCACAGCUGUUGCUCGCGAAGAGGUUGAAGUGGGACGAGGUUGUGAUCAUACAGGAGGAAGAGUACUUGAAUGCCUGUCGAUCAUCUUCGUCGAUGGAGGACGAUGUUGUGCCGUUCCCUGAUUUUUUCCUGGAGCAUGUCACCGCACAGCUCACGACGCCACAGGAGCUGGAUGCUGUUCAGGAGGAAAUAAAGGCCAAUGCGGACGAUUCUUAAGACGAUUUGAAUUUGAUGAUGUGACAGAGUCGCUGGGUCUCUGUGUCUCAGAGUAAAAAAUCAGCUAGGAACAUUGCUCCACCAUGUAUGAUAUGCAAAUUUUCACGGUUUAUGUGUAU